Blepharisma stoltei is the source of this 957-nucleotide messenger RNA. The record is from the annotation of a GenBank genome assembly. Lineage: Eukaryota; Ciliophora; Heterotrichea; Heterotrichida; Blepharismidae.
AUGGAUACUCAAGUAAUCAUCGGAGGUCUAGUUGCGUGUUUAGGUCUUGGAUACCUAGCUUAUCGUUAUUCUGAUGACGGGACAUCAGGAUCAAUUGCCCUCACAAGGGACGAUGUAGUCAGAAUCCUCAAAGAGCUCCGUACUGAACUUAUGAAUGUCUAUAUGCAGAUCUCAGGAUUCGUAAUGAGCAUCAGAGAGCAGAUGGGCGGCAGAAUUCCUGACGAGUACAUAAAAGAAAUUAUUAUGAGCCAAACACCAAUCAAUGAGCAGCUCUCCAAAGUUGUAGAGAAGGUCCUUCAGAAAAACUCAACUACAAAGGAAGAAUUUGAAAAAGCCUGCACUGUCACCUUUGCUGGCGAUAGCGAAAUUGAUCAGCUUAUGAAAGAUGCCAAAAAAGCUCUCGAGGACUCAUUUGCUGGUAUCACCCCCACUCUAAAUGAAGAUCUGCCUAGUUUCCUCACUUCUGAGCUGACAUUAAAGAUAUUCUCUGAGAUGAAUAGCGCGACUCUAGUGAGCAUGUAUGAUAUCAUUGAGGACAUAAAAUCUAAAGGAAUAACUAACCCUAAUAGUCCUGAGUUCCAAAUGGAAUUCCAAAGGCAGAGCCCAAAAAUUGAAGCAGGGACAUUUAAGGUGUUUGAAAAGUAUGGUCUUACUGAAUUAAGCUCGUCUGCUAAUCUUCUUAUGCAAACUGCUAUACAAAAAUACAGCAAAACAGACAGGAAUUUUGCAGGUUAUAUGAGUAUAUUAGCGCAGCAAACUGAGCCGCAAAUUCAGGCAGUGAUGACUGGUCGGAUCACCGCUAAUCAAAUUGAAGCAUUAAGAUCUCAGCUGUAUGACGAGCCGAAGGUGAUAGAAAUUGAAGAAGAAAACCUAAUCCAAGAGCUUGAGAACCCAAGAGAGGUUAAGGAAGAAGAGUUUGAAAACGAGGAUCUGCUAGAAGGAGAAGUUGCAGCUUAA